Molecule: messenger RNA, 997 nt
Organism: Labrus mixtus (cuckoo wrasse)
Lineage: Eukaryota; Metazoa; Chordata; Actinopteri; Labriformes; Labridae
Product: asialoglycoprotein receptor 1-like
Exons: 6
Coding region: 151-936 (261 amino acids)
Source: RefSeq, a predicted model, not a curated record
CCUCUUUUUUGAUUUCUACCAAAUCUGUUCACCAUGUAGUCAUCAGUGUCAUAGCUCACUGUUGAGGCACAACAAGAGGAACAACACAUCUCUUUGAUGUGGACACACUGAACUGGACUUCUCUCACACACACAUUCAAACAUCGGGGGGAUGCAGCAGAUGGAGAUAGAUUACAUUAAUGAGCGGCCACGUGCUCGUCAGAAACACAGCGUGGAUGUAAACCAAACAGAGAGAAGACUCUGUCGGCUUCUUCUCCUGAGCUUUGCUGUGCUGUGCAUCAUACAAGCCUCUCUCAACAUUUCCCUGCGUCUCACAGUGAACUCAAACAGGGAAUCACACGACUGCAACACAACUCAGACAAAGAGUCACGAUCAGUUCAACAGAUUACAGGAAAGAUUCAACGCGCUGACCAGAGACAAAAACCUGCUUGAAAAUCGAAACAAUGAACUGCACAACCUGAUAAAGGAGAUGCAGGAGGAACGGGACCGACUGAAAAUACAACUGAGGGAGAUGGGUGGCUGUCUGUCCUACUCUCAGUGUCCUGCAGGUUGGAGGGAGAUUGGCUCAAGAUGUUACCUCCUCUCCUCUGACAGUAAAACAUGGGAGGACAGCAGGAAAUACUGUCAGAGUAAAGCUGCUGACCUGGUGGUGAUCAACAGUGAACAGGAACAGAGGGAUUUGUACCAACUGGAUGGGGAUGUGGAUCUCUUGUUCUGGAUCGGUCUGUACGAUACAGCCGGGACCUUCAGAUGGGUGGACGGAUCUAUGCUGAGCAAACCAUUCUGGCAGUCUGGUCAGCCGGAUCGGGGUGGUCCCAACAACAGAGAGGAUUGUGUGGAGAUGUAUCAUAACAACCCGGUGCUGGCCAACUGGAACAACGCCCGCUGUGGAGACAAGCGACGCUGGCUGUGUGAAAAAUCUCCCAGUACUUGUUGAUGUGAGCUUAAUGUUUUAAUGACACAAAAAGAAAGUCACAAUUAAAAGUACUUAAAAAAGU